AUGAUACUCAAAAGCUUGUGGACAAUAAGUGUGCUCUAUAUGACAAGCUGGCAUCCGGCAGCCACAUACCAAGGACUUGAAUCGGCGUCGUAUAUGAGAAGCUCCAACAUGUUUCAACAACAUGAAAUUCAUACAUCGAAUCGGCCAUCUCCUGAAGAAUAUAACUGGCUUCGCGACAAAUUUUACCGCUGCGAAGAGUCCAAAUCCUUUGGAGCUGAUGUAGAGCUGACUUCACGGGAGGUGGAAGCCAACAAAAAGAUUAUGACCCUUAAGACCAAGGAGUAUGAAAACGGAAUGAUUACUCCUCGUUUGUUUACCCCGUCCCAACAUUUUUUCAAGGUACUAGAUGAUAUCAGGCAAUCGCCGCUCUUUAAAUUAAUUUCGAAGAUGCCAAAAGGUGGAGUGCUGCACGCUCAUGAUACGGCUUUGUGCAGCACCGAUUUUCUUGUGAAGCUUACAUAUCGUGACAACCUAUGGGGUUGCUCCGAUAAUACCACGAAAACAAUAUCCGCUUUGAGGUUUGCAAAGGUAAAGCCAGAUAAGAGCGAUGCGGAUGCUAAUUGUACUUGGAAUCUGAUGUCAAAACUCCGAGUAGUCAAUGGCACAGAGCACGUCGACCAAUACCUUAGGGAUCAUCUGACAAUGUAUCCUGUGGAAAAAUUCCCAGAUAACAAUGAAGCAUGGAACCGAUUUAUGAGUAUUUUUCGCCUCUUAGCUGGUCUUCUGUUCUACGUUCCGGUAUGGGCCGAUUACUAUUACAAUGCCCUAGAGGAGUUUUAUGUCGACGGUGUCCAAUAUUUGGAAUUUCGUUCCACUUUGCCGUCGUUAUAUGACUUGGAUGGCAACGUAUAUCCUGAAAUCUAUACGGUCAGUGUUUACAAAGAAACUUUGGACACAUUUAUGGCGGCAAACCCAAAUUUCAUUGGAUCAAAAUUAAUUUAUGCCCCAACACGUAACAUAAAUGACGAAGGUAUGGAGCAUUUUAUUAAGACCUGCAUCGAAAUUAAGGCAAAGUUUCCCGACUUUUUGGCGGGUUUUGAUUUGGUGGGUCAAGAGGAACCCGGUCGACCGCUCAAAGAUUUCAUUCCUCAACUGCUAAAUAUCCCCGAUAAUAUUGAUUUCUUUUUCCAUGCCGGCGAAACGAACUGGUAUGGCUCUGACGUCGAUGAAAACCUUAUUGAUGCCGUCCUACUGGGAAGCAAACGUAUUGGACAUGGAUUUGCUUUGGUUAAACACCCAUUGGUGCUGCAAAUGAUAAAGGAGCGAAACAUUGCCGUUGAGGUGAAUCCCAUAUCAAACCAGGUGCUUCAACUUGUAUCGGACUUCCGCAAUCAUCCAUGUACACAUUUGUUCGCCGACAAUUAUCCAGUAGUCAUUUCUUCAGAUGACCCAUCAUUUUGGAAGGCGACUCCAUUGUCUCAUGAUUUCUAUAUUGCCUUCCUGGGCAUUGCAUCCGCCCACUCCGACUUGAGACUCCUCAAGAAAUUGGCAAUGAACUCGAUUAACUACAGUUCCCUUUCACCGGAGCAGAAAAUCGUAGCUCUGCAGAAGUGGCAAGCUCAGUGGGAUGUAUUUAUUGCUGAUAUCGUCAUUGGUGACAAUGACAACAAGAACUACAACACACAAAUAAGAUU
This is a messenger RNA of Musca vetustissima, 1634 nucleotides long. Its product is annotated as adenosine deaminase 2-like. NCBI's taxonomy places the organism in Eukaryota, Metazoa, Arthropoda, Insecta, Diptera, Muscidae. The transcript has a single exon. Gene Ontology annotation, molecular function: adenosine deaminase activity. Gene Ontology annotation, biological process: inosine biosynthetic process; adenosine catabolic process. The annotation marks the transcript as partial. The record is from RefSeq and is a predicted model, not a curated record.